AUUGUCAUAGUCACGACAGACGUGAGUGCGUGCGCACGUUGUUUCCCGCGCUUUUUUAUAAAUAUUUUUUCAAAAAUGGCGCUUCCUUUUUUACAUUUAGUUGCCGCGGUUUUGAAUUUUUAUACACUGUGGUACGAUCAAAAAUACAUUAAUUUGAAAUUUUCGGAGGGACUUGAAAAUUAUCCGUUUAGGAGUCGGAUACUUUUUCUAACAAUGUGGAAUCUUACACUGCAAGCCGUGUACAUGGCAAUAGCAUUCCUGAACGAUAUCAUCGGAACAAACGCAGCUUCACCAAAGAAACCGCCAGUGAUACGAAAAAUUAAGGACGCUCUAUUCAGCUUAGCCUAUCCUUUCGCCAUCUAUGUAUCUAUAGCUUUCUGGGGCAUUUACUACGUAGACAAAGAUCUGAUAUUCCCGGAGCAUUUAGAAAAAGCCUUCCCUCCAUGGACCAAUCACGUUAUGCACACUUUAGUAGCAGUUUUCAUAAAUGUGGAAAUGUUCACAGCACAUAUUAAUUACCCUUCGAAAUUCAUAAAUCUUGCUUUAGUUCAAUUAUUUGUAUCGUCUUAUAUUGUGUGUUUGUUUGUCGUGUAUGGGCAGAGUGGACUUUGGGUCUAUCCCAUUCUUGGUUUUUUGAACUGGCCAGCUAGAUUAUUAUUUAUAUCUGGUAGUAUUGUUGUAGCUAAUAUCUUUAAUGUAGUCGGUAGGACGUUGAAUAGGCAAUUGUCGUCUGUUAAAGUGAAAAGUAAAUAAAUGAUUGUUUGUAAAAUGUGUAUUAAAAUAAUUUAUUUUGUU
Colias croceus (clouded yellow) is the source of this 795-nucleotide messenger RNA. RefSeq names its product androgen-dependent TFPI-regulating protein-like. The record is from RefSeq and is a predicted model, not a curated record. Gene Ontology annotation, cellular component: membrane; endomembrane system. NCBI's taxonomy places the organism in Eukaryota, Metazoa, Arthropoda, Insecta, Lepidoptera, Pieridae. The transcript has 2 exons. The coding region runs from base 76 to 753 and encodes 225 amino acids.